Molecule: messenger RNA, 759 nt
Organism: Rubroshorea leprosula
Lineage: Eukaryota; Viridiplantae; Streptophyta; Magnoliopsida; Malvales; Dipterocarpaceae
Source: the annotation of a GenBank genome assembly
GCUAUUUUUUGUAUACUAUAGUAUUAGUAAUGGGAUUUUGCAGUCUUGGUAAUGUAUGAUCUGUUUGCUCUUUUUCCUUUGGUUCUUGUUUCUUCCUAAAUCAAAACAGGUUGUUGAAGUUUCAACUUCAAAGACUGGCAAACAUGGACAUGCAAAGUGCCACUUUGUUGGUAUUGACAUUUUCAGUGGGAAGAAACUUGAAGAUAUUGUGCCUUCAUCCCACAACUGUGACGUUCCCCAUGUUAAUCGUACUGACUAUCAGCUGAUUGAUAUCUCUGAAGAUGGCUUUGUGAGUCUUCUAACUGAAAAUGGAAACACAAAGGAUGAUCUGAGGCUUCCCACCGAUGAAAAUCUGCUCAGCCAGAUUAAAGAUGGGUUUGCUGAAGGAAAGGACCUUGUGGUGACAGUCAUGUCUGCAAUGGGGGAGGAGCAGAUCUGUGCCCUCAAGGACAUUGGUCCUAAAAAUUGAAUGUAUAUGAUGCCAUGCUGUUGGGUUAUAGUAAAUAGAACUCUCUUAAUGUUGCUGACAAGAGUCUUAUCUAUUAUGCCUGUGUGACACAGACCCUUAUUGGGAAUUUCUCAAAUUGAUACAGUACUUAAAACACUAUAAUCCAUAGGUUUAUGAAAGCUGCUGUUCCUUUGAUGAAAAAAGGGAACUCAUGUCAACAGCAGGACGGCUUUAUAUAUAGCCUUAUUACUAUGCACAUAUUCAUUUAUAUGGUGGAUGGGUUUGAGCAUCAAUAUAAGGUUUGUGUUGUA